Exserohilum turcica Et28A is the source of this 1465-nucleotide messenger RNA. RefSeq lists its product as uncharacterized. NCBI's taxonomy places the organism in Eukaryota, Fungi, Ascomycota, Dothideomycetes, Pleosporales, Pleosporaceae. Bases 1 to 1002 code for a protein of 333 amino acids. Gene Ontology annotation, biological process: coenzyme A catabolic process. The transcript has 3 exons. Gene Ontology annotation, molecular function: acetyl-CoA hydrolase activity; coenzyme A diphosphatase activity. The record is from RefSeq and is a predicted model, not a curated record.
AUGAGAGCGACAGCAUGGCUCGCGCAAAGCAAGGCUAUUGCUAACAUGGCGCUGUCGCAAAGAUCUAUCCAAGCGCUGGGCCGGCUGCGCAAUUACAAACCUCCAGCGACACAGUGGCACAACUGUCCACUUGGUCGACGCGCUGCAGUCCUGAUACUACUGUUCCCGGACAGGCGCGGCGAGCUCAAGGUUGUUCUCACGGUGCGGAGCGCGGAACUGAGGAGCUAUUCCGGGCAGGUAGCGCUUCCUGGAGGUAAAGCAGAUACACUGGAGGAAUCACCUUGGGACAUUGCCCGCCGCGAAGCUUCCGAAGAGAUUGGCCUCCCACUGGAUGACGCAAAACUUGGGGGCUUCAGUGUAGAGCAUCUAUGCGAGCUCCCUACCAACCUGGCCAAGACGGAGUUGGGCGUCCGGCCCUGUGUUGCGUUUCUGGGCCCAGCUUCGUCCGAAGUGGGCAAUGCAUCUGUUGAGGAGAGAUUAAUACCUCGCCUGGACCCGAAGGAAGUAGCUGCUGUGUUUACGGCGCCGUUCCACAAUUUCUUGCGUACAGAGUGGGAAGGUGAUGGGCCGGCGCCUGUGCAAAAAGACGGACGACCAGAGAAGUGGUAUAGGGGCUCUUGGACAGACUGGCACGAAUCACGGUGGCGAAUGCAUAACUUCUACAUGCCGAGGACACCCUCUUCGCCGCCACUGGUGCGCAAGCCGUCUCGCACAAGGCCGUCGCCUUUGUCCGAGGGAGCGGCGCCUUCUGGGGAGGAUGGCGGGGCGAAACAAAGUGCAAUAGACAGUCUCACUACAUUCCGAGUAUUUGGAAUGACGGCUAGAAUACUGGUUGACGCAGCACGGGUGGCCUAUGGCGAGGAGCCCGAGUUUGAGCAUAACAGUCAUCACGGCGACGAGGAUAUGAUGGGGAGGCUACUAAAAAUGGGCAGACUGAGCGAGGUUGGGGUCAAAGGCGAGGUAUUGAGUAAAGAGGUGCUUAGACAAGCGAGUAAGAUGUGAGACGUCUGCAAUAUACGAACCGUCAGGCCUUUUUGCACGACAGCUUACCGCGGUGGCUUCGAGUAGAAUGAGGGCUGUUGCUGGGAGGGCCGAGCUGCGACGAAUGGGCCUGGGCGUCGGUGUUUGCGAAUGCGUUUGGGGCAUGCAGGCGGUGAUAUAUUGAGCUUGGGCAGGUGUGCGUAGAUAGACUGGGCCCUUGAUAGCGAGACUGGGUCCUGGGUAGGGCGGCGGCGGCAGCGGUUGUCUAACGUACCGAGCCCGCCGGCGGAUGACGGGGACGGGGCGCCAGUGGGAAUGUCACCUUCUCGAUUGGCAUGCUGUGUGUCGACGGUGGGCGGUGGCCAGGGAGCAGGCUGAAACAAAGCAGUAAUGAAGCAUAAAAAACACUCUCGGGGCUUGGGGCGCUAGAGUAAGCCGAGAGCAGGAACGCGAUGUGCGUGCCAUGGCGCCGUGCGAGAGCCGC